Lottia gigantea (owl limpet) is the source of this 420-nucleotide messenger RNA. RefSeq lists its product as hypothetical. The transcript has 3 exons. The record is from RefSeq and is a predicted model, not a curated record. NCBI's taxonomy places the organism in Eukaryota, Metazoa, Mollusca, Gastropoda, Lottiidae. The coding region runs from base 48 to 401 and encodes 117 amino acids.
UAGAUAAGACUGUAGAUUAUUUACAUGAUUAAUAUUAUUUGGAAAUCAUGAAGCUAUUGGUGAUAUUUGUUGUUUCUUCCUUAUGUCUUUUUCAAGUAUAUGGUGAAAGUAAAAUCUGUAAAACAUCAGAUGAAUGUGACGUAGGAGAAUGUUGUGCUAUACCACCAUUGUUUCCUCUUAUGAGUAGAAGGGCUGAAUUACUCCCUCCAAAACAGAAAGAUGGACACUGUAGAAAGUUCUUGGUGGAAGGCGAAUACUGUAAUUUUAUCAACAAAGCCAAUGCUAGAGACUGUGGAUGUGCUGAUGGUUUAUAUUGUCACUUCUACCCUGAUCCAAGAAUUGGUAAACGAAAAUUGGCUCCUGGUCGACGAGCUUGUGAAAAGGGACCAAAACCUCAAUAAAUUGAAAAAAUAAAUGUUC